This is a messenger RNA of Auanema sp. JU1783, 1281 nucleotides long. NCBI's taxonomy places the organism in Eukaryota, Metazoa, Nematoda, Chromadorea, Rhabditida, Rhabditidae. The record is from the annotation of a GenBank genome assembly.
AUGUUAAAAUCACAACGACCUCUCUUAUCAUGGUUAGGAGAGAGAGAAGCGGGAUCUCGGUUUCCUUUGAAUAAACAGAUGGUUUAUCAAAUGGAGCUGUACCGCUCUGAUCUUGCAGACUACAUUAGGGAUAUUGAAUCUUACGACAACCGAGUGAGACUACUCAACUUUUCUCCUCGUGAUAGUUGGGUCGUUGGGGAGAUUGAAGCUCAGAAUAACUACCUAUUUGAAAACUCACGGACAAUAAUUAUCAUCAUGAGAUUAACAAACUAUACUUGCAUUCCGUUAUAUGUGUCUUAUAACAAAGACUUUGCAUAUGCUCGAACAUACUUUUCGCCCAAAGAAGAAAACCUAAUCGUUAUUUUUUCAUUACUCAGAACUGAUCUCAAAGCUGCGGGUUCUACUGGAACACAUUCUUCCACUGCUCAACUGAAUGUCAUAAUUCCUUAUUUGGGUAUCAAGCUUCGUUUUGUAAUAGGUGUUCAUUUGAUUGUGAGACGGGUACAGGGACGCAAGCAGGAUAAAAGCUAUGUCUAUAUGGGUGUAAAUGAAUUUGCUUUUAAUACGGGUACUCAACUGGUUUUCUUCCGCAUUUUGAGAAAACCAAAAGAGAAAACUAACUGUAAAAAUGCUUUUUACAUAACCAAGAAGAGAGAACUUCGGAGUGUGCAUGUUUCUCAACCCGUCUUAUUCCAAGUUGACAUCAAAAGUAAGAGAAACGAGUAUAACUUCACUAACAGAAAAGAAGACGCGGACGUAUGGAUUGCGUACCAUAUCUUUGAUCCUGAGAAAGCUGCGCUACGUAUUGUAUGUGAAGCCGUGAAAAAACUAACUGCCAAGGGAGAAUAUUAUCAAGUGAGAAGGAUAAUAGAUCAUGAGACUGAUGUACUAUCAAUUAUUAACAAUUGUCUUGAAAUAUGCAUGAGUGUUGUUGUUGAAGUUCAUGAUGACAACUUAGUUCAAACUUAUUUUAAUUAUGAGAUUAUGCUGUGCUGGAAUGCUAUCAAUAACAAGUUGGACGUUUUUUCCGCUAGACGUAGAGGACUUGUAUCACAACAACAAGCCUUUCGCAACACUUGGUAUCCUCACAGAAAUCCAUUCUAUAAAAGGAACUUCAUAGAUAAUGGAUCUGGCGAUCAAGAUGAAUUCGACGAAAACGCCUGCUCUACAAUCUCCUCGAACUGUACUGGGAUAAAAAUCGUGUACUUUGACAACAAGAGCCCUCCUAGUAGAGAUGUACUUCUGAAAUGGGAACGAAGUCGAAAGCAACAGCUUGACUAA